Messenger RNA from Geodia barretti, 441 nucleotides. The record is from the annotation of a GenBank genome assembly. Lineage: Eukaryota; Metazoa; Porifera; Demospongiae; Tetractinellida; Geodiidae.
AUGGCGGUGCUGACGGUACGGGAGGCGGCCGACCGGCUGGGCAUCGGCUACCAGACCCUCAAGCGUUGGAUCUACAAGGGCAGUGUCAGGACGACCCGCACCGAUGGCGGGCAUCACCGGAUCGCCGAGUCUGAGGUGGAGCGGCUGCUCGCCACGUCAGGCGGUUCGGAACGGACGCGAGUCUCGCGCCGCGGCCGGACGGGCGGCGUCCUGAUGCUGGUCAGCGGACGCAACCGGCUGCGCGGCAUCGUCGAAGAGGUGCGGCGGGACGGCCUCGUGGCGCAGGUGCGGCUGCGCAUCGGCGACCAGCAAAUCACCGCGGUGAUCACACGAGACGCGCUCGAUGAACUCGGGCUGAAACGCGGUCACGAGGCCACGGCGCUCGUGAAAGCGACCGAGGUGAUGAUCGCCCGUGAAGCGCCGGAUGCCGCCAGAGCGUGA